Messenger RNA from Physcomitrium patens, 1327 nucleotides. The record is from RefSeq and is a predicted model, not a curated record. Lineage: Eukaryota; Viridiplantae; Streptophyta; Bryopsida; Funariales; Funariaceae.
CUCGGCGUCUUCUUCACAAACCUUUGCUGAAGCACUGCUUUGCUGCACCUUCUGCAGCUUCGUCAUUGCGGACUUCUCGUCUGGAUCGACCCCAUCGCCCUAUCGCUGUGUUGCUACUACGUUUUCGCAGAUACCCUCGCGCACGGGUUUGUUCUAGAGCCUCAACAUAUUAAAUUUGCCACCAUGAGUGCAAGGCCAAUGGAAGAGGACCUAGAAAAGACGGAGGAAGAGGAAUUCUCCACUGGUCCUCUUUCUGUUCUUGCGAUGUCUGUGAAGAACAACACUCAGGUUCUCAUCAAUUGCCGAAACAACAAGAAGCUUCUAGGGCGAGUUAAGGCAUUUGAUCGCCACUGCAAUAUGGUCCUUGAAAACGUUAAGGAGAUGUGGACAGAGGUGCCCAAGACUGGUAAAGGUAAGAAGAAGGCCAAGCCCGUGAAUAAGGACCGCUUCAUCAGCAAGAUGUUUCUAAGAGGCGAAUCUGUCAUCAUCGUUCUGAGGAACCCUAAAUGAUCAACUCCCACUGCAGCCAAGUGAGGGAUUGUAGGGUCAAAGAGAGUGACUUAGAUUCACUGACUAUAUGUGCUUCUAUAUUGAAUGUUAGAUAUCUCACAAAGUUGCAUGGGUAAUGGAUGCUGAAAACUUCAUGAUUGUCUUUCCUUUAAUGCCAUAAGAGGCAUUGCCUUCGUCUCUCUCCCGCUUUUUCUCCAAAGCAACUUUUUCAAGCUGCACGUUUUGACAUACCACUACACAUUUCUGCUCUCCAGCUACACAAGUGGAGCGCGGGUGACCUUACCGGAGUAUAGCAUUUUGGACCAUGGAGUUCACCGUCAAGCUCGCUAUUUUCUUGCUCAUGGUGAUGCAUCUUCUCUUUACUGGUAGUCAUAUGUUUGCAGUCAUAGCUUUCAUAGUGGGAACAAUUCUGUGUUUGGUUUUGUGACUAAUACCUUAACACUAGUCCUUGCAAAAGUUUUCAUGUUUUAUAUGUGCAUUGUUGGCGAGUAUUUACUUCAGUGGGAUUGUCGAAGGUGACAGGUCAGGAGUGGCCCCAUGGCUUAUAGCAAGUUCAAAUAAAAUUAAGGUAAUACACGAGCUGAAGGAAUCUCUAGAGACUCUGAGAUAAGGUACUAGCUGGUUAGAGCAAUUCACUUAGAACAGCCUGAGCUCUCCAAAUACAGCUUGUGUAGUUUUUUUUUACUUGUGAACGUUACAUUUACGCACUCUCCAAGUUUGGGACAAUAGAAGAAUUACGGUACGUGGUGCUGUGGAAAUUGUCGCUUAUUUUCUAUCAUGGUGAAUAAUAUGAAUAGUCAUGAAUUUGGUUGUUUCA